AACACUUGAAGGAGAGGCUGGAGGAAUAUAUGGCUCGGUUUGUUAAAGUGAGAAUUGUGCGUACCAAGAAACGAGAAGGGCUCAUUCGCACCAGACUACUUGGAGCCUCAAUAGCUAAAGGAGAAGUCUUGACCUUCCUGGACUCUCACUGUGAAGUCAAUGUGAACUGGCUGCCUCCCUUACUUAAUCAGAUUGCACUCAACCACAAAACCAUUGUGUGUCCCAUGAUCGAUGUCAUUGACCACAAUCACUUUGGCUAUGAGGCACAAGCAGGGGAUGCCAUGCGUGGAGCUUUCGACUGGGAGAUGUACUACAAAAGAAUACCAAUUCCAUCAGAGCUUCAGAGGGCUGAUCCCAGUGACCCCUUUGAAUCCCCUGUUAUGGCUGGAGGUCUGUUUGCUGUAAACAGAAAGUGGUUUUGGGAUCUUGGUGGCUACGAUCCAGGUUUAGAAAUCUGGGGUGGGGAACAGUAUGAAAUCUCCUUCAAGGUCUGGAUGUGUGGAGGUGGCAUGUUUGAUGUUCCAUGUUCAAGAGUUGGGCACAUCUAUAGGAAGUAUGUCCCUUACAAGGUCCCGUCUGGAACCAGCCUAGCAAGAAACCUGAAGCGCGUGGCAGAAACAUGGAUGGACGAGUUCGCAGAGUACGUUUACCAGAGGCGGCCCGAGUACAGACAUCUCUCCACCGGUGACAUCUCAGCCCAGAAGGAGCUUCGAAAGCACCUGAAGUGCAAAGACUUCAAGUGGUUCAUGGCUGCAGUGGCUUGGGAUGUCCCUAAAUACUUUCCACCAGUGGAGCCCCCUCCUGCUUCCUGGGGAGAGAUUCGAAAUGUGGCAGCAAAUCUCUGUGUGGACAGUAAGCACGGAGGAACAGGAACAGAACUCAGGCUGGAUAUCUGUGUGAAGGAUGGCUCAGAACGAACAUGGUCACAUGAGCAGCUCUUCACCUUUGGUUGGAGGGAAGACAUCCGUCCAGGAGAGCCUCUUCACACCAGGAAAUUCUGCUUUGAUGCUGUUUCACACAGUAGUCCUGUUACACUUUAUGACUGUCAUGGUAUGAAGGGCAACCAACACUGGAGCUAUAGGAAGGACAAAACUUUAUUCCAUCCGGUGAGCAGCAGCUGCAUAGAUUGCAACCCAGCAGAGAAGAAGAUUUUCAUGAACAGAUGUGAUCCUUUAUCUGAGACUCAGCAAUGGAUUUUUGAGCAUAUUAAUACAACUGUUUUAGCGAAAUUUAACAGCAAAACCAGCUCUUAG
Messenger RNA from Gekko japonicus, 1253 nucleotides. Its product is annotated as polypeptide N-acetylgalactosaminyltransferase-like 6. The record is from RefSeq and is a predicted model, not a curated record. NCBI's taxonomy places the organism in Eukaryota, Metazoa, Chordata, Lepidosauria, Squamata, Gekkonidae. The annotation marks the transcript as partial. The transcript has 8 exons. Gene Ontology annotation, cellular component: Golgi apparatus.